AUGUCUCCUGCACCCAUGGAAACAGAGUCCCCUGCUCCAGAAAUCCAGAAUGGGACCUCUAUCCCGUCACUGGAGUAUCUUCAGAGCCUGCCCGACUGCUAUGGGUGGCCCAGGGCAAACAAGCGGGGCUACCGGAUCGAUGAAACACCGUCGGGCACUUACAGACCCCUAAAGGUCAUCGUCAUGGGCGCGGGCGCCUCCGGCAUUUCCUUUGCGAAGUUUUCGCGCGAGGAACUGCAGAACGUGGAGAUUAUCAUCUACGAAAAGAAUCGUGAUGUGGGCGGCACCUGGCUUGAGAACAGAUACCCGGGCUGUGCUUGUGAUGUCCCCAGCGUCACCUACCAAUUUACUUGGGAGCCAGAUGUCUGGAGCAAAUUCUACUCCGAGUCGCCCGAGAUCCACGCGUAUAUGAAGCGCGUGGUGGAUAAAUACAACCUCUGGGAUUUCAUCAAGCUAAAUCACACAGUGACAGACGCCCGAUGGGAACAGGACAGCGGCAAAUGGUCCCUCACGGUCGAGGAUGCAGGCCGAGGGCGCACCUUUACGGAGACGUGUGAUAUCUUUAUCAAUGCUGGAGGGCCGUUGAACUACUGGGAAUGGCCAAGAAUCAAAGGUAUCAAGGAUUUCAAGGGUGUCAUUGCCCACACCGCCAACUACCCAGAGGACCUCGAUCUGAAGGGCAAACGAGUAGCUGUGUGCGGCAUCGGUUCCAGCGGGAUUCAAGUCACAGCCAGGAUUCAGAAAGAUGUGGACCAUCUCUAUACCUGGAUACGAUCGCCAACAUGGGUCCUGGGUGCCUUUGCGAACGAAUUCGUCCCGCCGGGAAAUCCAAACCCGGAAUAUACCAACGAAGAAAUCAACCUGAUGAAGAAUGAUCCCGUCACGUACCUGAAAUACAGGAAGAACAUUGAAGGGAGCAUCAGCGCAGGCUUUGGCGUAUACUACAAGAAUACGCCCGAGUCUCUGGCGGCACGAAAGAUUGCGACGGAAGAUAUGUGCAAGAAGCUGGAGUCGCGACCAGACAUCGCAAAUGCCCUGAUCCCAAAGGACUUCCCCGUGGGUUGUAAGAGACCGACUCCAGGUGUUGGUUUUCUCGAAGCCUUGACGAUGCCCAAUGUGACAGCCUAUCCAGGAGGUGACCUCCAGCAAAUCACCGCAAGGGGCUUCAUCGACCCCAACGGACAGGAGCAAGAGGUCGACUUGAUCAUCCUAGCCACCGGCUUCAAUACUACAUGGGUUCCUCGAUUCCCUAUCGUGGCAAAAGGUAGGAAUCUGCAGGAUAUGUAUCGCGAGAACCCGCUUUCGUAUCUCGGCGUGGCCGCGCCUGAGAUACCCAACUACUUUACCUAUUAUGGACCAUACGGGCCUCUGGGCCAAGCGAGCGCGGUAGUCAUGAUCGAAUUUUUCACGCGGUAUUUCAACGAAUUCAUCCGCAAAAUGCAGGUUGAGAACAUCAAAAGCUUUGCCCCGCGCAUAGACGUGGCGCUCGAGUUCCAAGAGCAUGCCGACCUGUACCUCAAACGCACCGUGUGGGACUCGGAGUGCCGCAGUUGGUGGAAAGGAGGCAAGAUCGACGGCAGGAUCAUGCUAUAUCCCGGGUCACGGACACAGUACAUGGAACUCAUUGAGCACCCGCGCUACGAGGACUACCACAUCGAAUACAAGGCGAUGAACAGGUGGGCGUUCCUGGGGAAUGGGUUUUCCACGAGAGACUACGAUGGCAGAGACAUCACCUGGUUCUGGGGGCUGGUGGAUGGGAAAGAUCGACAGGAGAAAUAUGAAUUGCAGUGGAAGGAUGUCGCACAGCCAGAUCACCAGGUUCAGAACGGGGGAAAGAAUGAACCAAGCUCGGAAAAGGUGGUAGAAGUGGCAGAGACUAUCAUCUUUCCAAAUGCUCUAUAG
Molecule: messenger RNA, 1902 nt
Organism: Cladophialophora immunda
Lineage: Eukaryota; Fungi; Ascomycota; Eurotiomycetes; Chaetothyriales; Herpotrichiellaceae
Exons: 8
Coding region: 1-1902 (633 amino acids)
Molecular function (GO): N,N-dimethylaniline monooxygenase activity; flavin adenine dinucleotide binding; NADP binding
Source: RefSeq, a predicted model, not a curated record